CAAAAGUGUUAAGGGGGUCAUCCGGUAGAUGAUCGACAGUGGAGAGCUGGGCAAAGAUUACUUGCAGAAAGUCCAGGAGAAGAGUCAUCAAUGGGUUAGGCCGACUGCCCCAGAAGAUGACCGGGACAACGACCGGCGGAGGAAUAACCGGCCAAGGGAGCGGCAACCUGCUCCCGAAAAAGAGCACAUCGGCAUGAUCUUCGGCGGACCUGAGGGUGGUGAUUCAGCCGCGCAGCGGAAGAACUGGGUCCGGAGCAUUUACGUUGGCUUCACGGGAGACACCGUUGAAGCUGAAGGAUCCAUAGUUCUACUGGUCGAACUAGGAUCAGGUGAAAAGACCGUGUGGAAGAAGAUGCGGUUCAUAGUUGUGGACAUCAAAUGCGUCCACAACGCAAUUCUUGGAAGGCCAGGCAUCAAUGGAGUCGGGGCGGUGAUUUCCAUGCCUCAUCUAUGCAUGAAGUUCCACACUCCAGGUGGUGUGGAUGAGGUGAAGGGCGACCAGAAGAGCGCCCGGGAAUGCUAUGCCCAGGCAGUCAAGAAGAUGACCAAGGGGGUCAAUGUCAUCUCCCAAGAAAUCACAAAGGGAGAGAUCCGGGAGAAAUUGGAGCCCGAGGCCAAGACGGUGGAAAUCAAACUUCACCCGGGUGAUUCUUCGAGGAUGGUCAGAGUUGGAGCAAAUCUCCCCAAGGAUCUCAAGGUAGAGAUUACACGGGUCCUCCAAGAAUACGCGGGCAUAUUCGCAUGGAGCGUGGCGGAUAUGCCCGGGAUAGAUCUCUCUGUUAUCUGCCACCGGUUGGCCGUGAGGGAGGGAAGUCGACCGUGGGAGAUGGAAGUUGACGGGGCAUCCAGUCGUAGAGGAUAUGGGGGUGGUAUCGUGUUCACCACCCCAGAAGGGUUCAAGAUCUACCAUGCAAUCGUCUUCAACUUCAAGCUGACGAACAAUGAGGCAGAGUAUGAAGCUCUGGCUGGAGGGCUCAGGCUUGCCCAAGCCCUGAAAAUCAGCCGGGUCAGUAUCAAAUUAGACUCUAGCAUGAUUGUUGGGCAAGUAACCGGAAACAUGGAAGCAAGGGAAGGACGCAUGGCACAGUACAAGGACCUUGUACUUGCCCUGUUAAAAGGCUUCGAAGAGUUCAAGAUCGCCCAAAUUCCCCGGGCAGAGAAUGCGGAUGCAGACCUUCUCUCCAAGUUGACACAGUAUGCUCCCGAGCAUGUUUCAAAACUUGCCCGGGUAGAGAUCCUUGACCGUGCAAGCAUCGAAAAAUUGGAAGUUGCCGCUAUAACGGCCGGAAGCCAAUCUGACCGGUCAAGCUUGGUCGGGGCGGACGACCAUUGGAUGUAUGAUCUGAUGGAAUAUUUGAUGAAUGGGAGCUUGCCAGAACAAGAUGACCGGGCAAGAAAAGUAAAGCUCAGGGCACCCCAAUUCCAGGUUCUUGAUGGAAAGCUGUAUAAAAGGGCAUUUGGGGGGCCACUCCUGAGAUGUCUAACCAGCCGAGAGGCUGAGCGAGUCAUAGCGGAGGUCCACGAAGGCGUAUGCGCGGCGCAUCAAAUGUCCCCAAGGCUGCCCAUCGAAGCUGAAUUCCCAACGUUCUGGGAAUCAAAUUAUCAACCCCAACAAAAUGAAGAAGACCACUUGGCCGAGCUCAACUUGGUCGAAGAACGAAGAAUGGCCUUGGAAGUUAAAAUGAGUACAUACCAACAAGUUGUGAAGAAGUACCAUGACAACAAGGUUGGGCCGCGGUACUUCCAAGUUGGGGAUGAAGUCCUACGAAGAAGAGAAGAAAGUAGACCCGACGAUGGAGGAAAGCUGGCGAAAAACUGGGACGGCCCAUACAGGGUUAGAGCCAUCAUUCGACCAGGAACGUAUCGGUUAGAAACUUUAGAUGGUGUACCGGUAGAAAGAACUUGGAAUUCCCACCAUCUUCGCAAGUUCUACAAAUGAUUGUAAUACUAGGCGAGGCCUAACCACAUUAUCAAUCAAAGUGAUGUUCAAUACUCUACUUGGUAGCGACAGAAUUGAUAAGUCGAACCUAUCCUAGAAGGGCUUCCUGGGUGGAUCGAAUCCACUUGGAUAAGCCAACUGAGACACAGG
Cuscuta campestris is the source of this 2089-nucleotide messenger RNA. Lineage: Eukaryota; Viridiplantae; Streptophyta; Magnoliopsida; Solanales; Convolvulaceae. The record is from the annotation of a GenBank genome assembly.